UACCUUUUUUGUAUGACGUAACUACUCCAUGUUUGUGUCGCAUCAUGACGUUGGGUGUAUUCGUUCGGCUACUUCGUGUUGAUCUAGCACCAAGGGAUUUGUCAUUGAAGGCCGACCUCAUGGGAGUUAAUCAGGCUACGUCCCUUUCUCAAAUCGUGCUGCCCUCUCCUUGGGGGGGUACAAAACGGCCUGUUGGAGGAGGAGCUCCCUGGAGUCUCAUCGCGCAGGACUUCACGAACGUUCCGUAUUGAGCAAUCACUUUGCCGACAAAGCCGUUACACAAAUUGUACAACACUUCAUUACACCGCGAUUUCCUUUGCUAUUCAUACCAGCGUAUUGCCCGCUGUGAUCAUCAAUGCCCACAGCUGUGAUCACCCUGUCAUCGUAGUCGUUCCCGUAGUCAUCAAUAUCAUCGUCGUGUGCGAGCGCUUCGAGUGUUACUAUUUAUCCUUCCGGUCCGCCAUGAACCUCAAAACGUCUGGCUGUGCUUCCGUCUGGGCAUGUCUAGUGGUGGCGACAGCGGUGUUUUCCGCCCUGGCGUGUGCUGCAGGUGCACAACCUUCUCCAGGAAGACAACAGCAACUACAGCUGCAGGACGAACUUCGCUAUAGAACGGAUAAACUAAGAGAACUUUUGGGUAGGCCCAUUGUAGAACUGGGUGUGUCUGGUGGACCAGUUGGCCUACAGAAGCGACCAUUCUGUAAUGCCUUCACGGGAUGUGCCGGUAAGCGCGCGCCGUUUGCCCUACCAAGCAGCGAUAAGCAACGCCUUCGUUUCUUCCGGAAGUUCAACACCAUCGAUAAUUUGGAUUCGGACGAAUACGUGGUCGAUAAUACGAACUACGACCGCGAAAUAAUCCAGGAGUAGACGCCACACAAGCUCAUCAAAUGGCGGAAUCAACAAAAAGAUACGAAUUUUGCCGGAAAUGACUCCAGGACAGGAACUGUCAUUGAAAGAAUGACGUGAAGCUACAACAUAAAAAACGUGGUAACUUCGUUACUCCACAACAAGCUUAUAGAGCAACGUGACAAAAACACAGUAACCAUAAUAUGUGGAUAUUGGAAAAAUAUAUUAGACAUAUUACUGACCUAUGUACAUUUUUAUCAAAAAGAUCAAUAAGACAGAGGAAAAACGCCAAACUCUUAAGAGGUAAGCACUUUUGCGCAAAAAAUGUAUAAGAAGAUUCUACUUGGAAGAUAAUUGUUGAUUUCUCUGCGUAUUUUUGUAGAUAAACUGAGCCAGAUAAAUACCACUGCUCCUUCCUUAUUCGUUUAUGCUGUAACUAUAUGUGUCUCUGGAAAACGAAGCUGUGUAUUUUACCCUAAUAUCGGUCGCAAUGAUUUUAUGAAUAAAUACGCAAUGCUCGAUCUGUUGACAAUAUACGAACGUAAUGCACAGUGUAUUAGUUUUUGUCUUAAUAUUCCACUAACGACCCAUACAUAUAAAUUUCUAGUGUAAACGACGAAGAGGUCAAGUCGUACGAUAUUGGCUUCUAGUUUUUCUUAGCGUAUAUAUAGAGAACACUCUUAACGAAGCUAAUAUCACUUUUACCCCGUACGAGGGCACAAAACAAAAAACGGCUCGAUGCUCUUCUGAUGCUACGUCAGUGUGCAGAAGGUUUAAGUAGGCAUCAUUCAAAAAUCCAGAACGUUGAACGUGUACUCGUAUUUGAAGGAAGGCUGCCUUUCUUGUCCCUUCUGU
This is a messenger RNA of Varroa destructor (honeybee mite), 1701 nucleotides long. RefSeq lists its product as uncharacterized. The record is from RefSeq and is a predicted model, not a curated record. NCBI's taxonomy places the organism in Eukaryota, Metazoa, Arthropoda, Arachnida, Mesostigmata, Varroidae.